CUAUACCUGUUUUGGCUGUUUGUUGUCAUUUCAAAAUUAUCAACUGUUUAAACUAAAAAAAUAAAAGAGUUGGUGGCUGUUUAAAUGGAAAUGUAUAUUUAGUGUAUUUAAAAUCGUCUUUUCCUUGGAUUUAAAAAGUUAGUGAGGAUUUUUCUAAAACUUGAGUGUAAAUUUCUUUUUUGAAAAUGUAUUUAAAAAAUUAGUGGGGAAAAUGUCAAUUUUUCAUUUUGGUUGAUAAGAUUUUCUCAAUUUCGAUGUCAACAAGUUUGAUCCAAUUGAAUAAUUCAACAUAAGUCUCAAGGAAUAAAGUGACGAUGUCGUCGAUAGAAAUUCAGUCUUUACAAAACGCAUGUUUCUCUGGUGAUGAGUCGGCAGUAAGAAAUAUUCUUUCUCAAAACAAUUUUAAUGAUUACCUCGCAUCAUCUUCUGGUUAUUCACUACUUUGUAGUAUGCUUGAAAAUUCUUUUUAUUUACCACAACGUCGUAACGAAUUACAAGUAGAUUACGAAGUGUACGAACUACUUUCAAUGCUUAAAAAUUCUAUGUAUUCAUCACAACGUCGUGACGAAUUAGAAGCAGAGGACGCAAUGCACAAACAGCAUUUAGCCAAGUUUCUCGAAAUUUCAAAACUUCUUUUGCAACAUCCUGUGAAAGUAAAUGACGAAAUUGAAGAUCACGAUCAGACUCCACUUCAUUUUGCGGCACAUAUUGGAAGUGUGGAAAUCAUAAAAAUUUUACUGGAAAAAGGAGCUAUUGUUAAUGCAACUAAUAAAGAGUUGAACACACCUCUACAUAUUGCUGUUUCAAAAAUAAAUAAUCUUACUGAAAGUAUUAUUCAACUUUUACUUGAAAAUGGAGCUGAUUUGAAAAUUUUUAAUAAGUAUAAUAGAACUCCUCAUGAUAUGACUUAUAAUACAAGAAUUAAGCGUAUUUUAUCACAGCAUGAAAUAAAAAUGCUUCUUGAUAGUGGUGGGGAUAUGGAGGAAAGAGAUCUUGCUGGUUUUACAGCGUUACAUAGAGCAGUGGAAAGUGAGGAUUAUCAUCUUGUUGAAUUUCUAAUAUCCAAAGGAUCUGACGUGAAUGCUAAGACAGAGUUUGAUGAAACACCUCUACAUCUUGCUUGCCCAAUACAUCAUAAAGAAAUUUCGCUUCUUCUUUUACGAGCAGGUGCAAACGUUAACGCUACCACUCGUGAAGAUAACACUCCUCUGCAUUUGGCAGCCAAACAUUCAUGCAAUGAUGACGAUGGUGACUUUCUAAAGAUGCUCUUAAGUAACGGUGCUAAUUUAAAAGCUGAAAAUAUUUAUGGCCUGAUUCCUUUAAAUUACGCCGUUGAAAAUAAAUCUUUCAGAGAAACUACAAUUCUUCUGGGUGAAAAACCAAAUAUUUGCGAUUUUCCUCUAAAACUGGCUUUCUGCCUUUCCUUUUUGGGUUUCUUUUCUUACACAGUGCCUAAUCUUGAAAUUUUUAUAUGUGGUAGAGAUAAACAAGAAUACCAGUUAAUCACUGAAUUAUUUUAUAAUCUUGGUUUCAGGAUUAAUAUCGAAGACAUAGAAAAUUUAUCAAUUCCAGAGGAAUUGACCACUCUAGAUCAUUCAACGCUGAUAGAACAUAGAAACAUUGUGCAAAGUCUUUUAAAUAAAGAAGAAACAUCCUGUGACGAUAAAAUGAGGCAAGAAUUUCUUGAAUAUCAUGUAUUAAUAGGUGCCAUUAAAUACGGAUUUACUGAUAUUUUUUACAAUUUCUUACCAAAUGAUUGUAACAUUAAUACUUGUUUGAUUGAUGGUUCUACAUUACUGCAUCAUGCCUGUGUAAAUGAAUGCUCAACUAUUGUUAACGAACUUUUGGCACGUGGUGCAAAUGUGAAUGUAAAUGGAGGCAAAAAUAAACUUUCACCUCUUCAUGUAUCAGUGAAAUAUAAUUUCUUAGAAAUUACUAGAAUUUUAUUAACUAAAAACGCCAAUAUCAAUUCUUGCAAUAGCGAAAAUGAAACCCCACUUUGGAUCGCAGUUUAUAUGGAUAGUUUCGAAUGCGUUCAAUUACUUCUAGAAGCUGGCGCUAACGUCAAUUGUAUUACUUCCAACAAUCACACUCCACUUCACUGUGCUAGCGCCUUGAAUAGAAACAUAAAUAUUACAAAACUGCUUUUGCACUAUGGUGCCACUUUCUGUUCAGAAGAAACGGAACCAAUAUUUGAAUCUUCAAGAUAUCCAUCUAAAUCCGAUGAAAUAAUUCAUCUGACAUCUGAUCACAGCGUAAAUUUAAAAGUCUUGGAUCACAAUUAUCCUAAAUGCCCUAACGAACUCGAAGAAAUGAAAAAUACAAAAAUUAGUGAAACUGAUGUGACAAUGUACGAUCUCCUGACUAUGUCACAUAGACGACUUUCAAUUUUAAUCCGAAAUGAAAAUUUUCUCGACUUUAUAAAUUCAUUUGAUUUUAAAACUUCAUUUCCGAAUUUCGCCCGUCGAUUUAAAGUGCGUGUAAAUAAAGCAAAACUUGAGAAGCGAUUAAUAGAAUUAAGUUACGACUGUUUUCGAACUAUAGUAAAAUUUCAAUUACCCAUUCUCGUUUUAAAUGAAAUUAUAUCGUACAUUGACACUGCAGAUUUGCAUCGAUUUGUAAUCGCUUCACCAAUUAAAUCAGAAACGAAAAAAACUGUGCAAUUCCAUUGUUCCGAAUAGACUAAAAGUUUAGUUCCCAUUUCUAAUUUUUAAAUCAAGAACAAUGCAUUUAUUUCGAACAGUUGAUGUAAUUUAUAAAAUCAAUAAUUCAGUUUAUAUACUGAAAUUUUUAAUUUAUGACAAUAUAGAUUGUAACAAACAUUAAAAUACAUAAAUAUUUUAAGGAGGUUCUAUUGCUUGACUUAAAUAAUCAAAACAGAAACCAUUAUUUUGUGAUUUGACUUGUUUGAUACUUUGAAACGUCUGGCAACACCGAAUUUCUUUAGUCUUGUUGUAAAAGGUUGGUACGACUUGUUUACAUUCAGUUUUGAGUAGCAAAUUCUGUGCAAUGUAUGUACCUAAUGACAUUUUUUUAAUAGAUAUUUAAUCAUUAGAUAUCUGUUUCGUAUUAAUAAAUGUUUCAUGAAUUUCAUAAUGUUAAAUACUUCGUAGUGAGUAAAUAUAUAUGAAAAAGUACUCAAUUUUCAUAAGACUCAAUGUAAAAAGUUAAAAAACCAAACGCUUAUAACUUUUUU
This is a messenger RNA of Leptopilina heterotoma, 3196 nucleotides long. Its product is annotated as ankyrin-1-like. Lineage: Eukaryota; Metazoa; Arthropoda; Insecta; Hymenoptera; Figitidae. The record is from RefSeq and is a predicted model, not a curated record. Bases 315 to 2681 code for a protein of 788 amino acids. The transcript is spliced from 2 exons. Gene Ontology annotation, molecular function: protein binding.